CGUCGCUGCAAAAGGGAUCCAUCGUCGAGGACGCCUUUGAAGGAAGGAAGGCCAUGCGCUUUUGGCCACAGCACAGCUGAGCGGAGUUGCGUCGAGUCGAGGCGAGGGUUUGUAGAAGAAGCCUUUCGCAGUUGCCACUAUAGUUUUGUUUUCAGCAGGGAGUUGAGGAAUACCCGGCGAAGAGCGAGAAGACGAGAGGAGUGGGGGAGCUUCACAGCCGUGCCAUGGCGCAUAGGUUGCUCCGCGACGUCGAAGCUGAUGGAUGGGAGCGCUCGGAUUUCCCCAUCAUUUGCGAGUCGUGUUUGGGCGACAACCCUUACGUGCGCAUGACGAAGGCUAAUUUCGACAAGGAGUGCAAAAUCUGUACACGCCCGUUCACUGUUUUUCGGUGGAGACCAGGGCGGGACGCACGAUACAAGAAGACCGAAGUGUGUCAGACUUGUAGCAAGCUGAAGAAUGUAUGUCAGGUCUGCUUACUUGAUCUUGAGUACGGGCUGCCUGUCCAAGUGAGGGAUACUGCUCUUGGUAUAAAUACAAGCGAAUCGAUACCCAAAAGUGAUGUAAAUAGGGAGUUUUUCGCAGAGGAACAGGACCGGAAGGCCAAAGCUGGUUUGGAUUAUGAAUCUUCGUUCGGAAAAGCACGUCCGAAUGAUACCAUCUUGAAGUUGCAAAGGACCACACCUUACUACAAGAGAAACCGUGCCCAUAUCUGUAGUUUUUACGUCAGAGGAGAAUGUACACGAGGAGCCGAGUGCCCAUACCGACACGAAAUGCCCGUCACAGGCGAACUCUCUCAGCAGAAUAUUAAAGAUCGUUACUAUGGUGUGAAUGAUCCAGUUGCUGCUAAGUUACUCAAGAAGGCUGGGGAAAUGCCCUCUUUGAUGGCCCCGGAGGAUAUGAGCAUCAAGACACUUUAUGUAGGAGGUCUGGUCGACAGAGUCACCGAGGAGGAUCUUAAAGAUCAGUUUUAUGGCUAUGGAGAAAUUGAAUCGAUCCGAAUGGUUCCUCAACGAGCUUGUGCAUUUGUUACCUACACUACCCGUGAGGGAGCUGAGAAAGCAGCUGAUCAUCUGGCUAACAAACUAGUUAUUAAUGGCUUAAGGUUGAAGCUCAUGUGGGGCAGGCCACAAGUUGCGAAGGCUGAUAUGGAGGCUGCAGGUGAAAAGGACGAUGCUGUGAAGUCUAAUCUGGGUGGUGGGGUCCUUUCACAUGGUGGCAUGCUUCCUCGAGCUCUCAUUUCUCAGCAACAGCAAGUCCCGCCACCACCUGGCCACGAGCUUAACUCAAAUUACUUUAACCUACCCCCGCCUCCUUUGUCUACAGACCGACCCUUUUAUCCAUCCAUGGAUCCGCAGCGAAUGGGGGCCGUCAUGAAACAAGACACAAGUGGUGCAGAGCAAGGAGAGGGUUCAAGUUCAGAGCAGCGCCCUCAGCCUGGACAAUAUGGGGGUCAGCCUAUGGGUCCUCCUCCCUAUGGUUAUUCACAACAAGUGCCUCCAAAUUUUCAACAUCAGCAUUUCAGGGGUCCACCUCCCUAUCCACAGGGUGGACCACCUCCACAUUCCUACCAGGGAUAUCCGCCCCACUUCCAGGGUGGACCUCUACCCCCUCACUUUCAGGGUGGACCUCCUUUCCGCCCACCUUAUUAAGACUCGGAACACGCAAGUAGUUUCUUAGAUACUGAUUAGUGUGUAGGCUGUUGAUCCUUAAAACUCUGUUUCAAUUAUUUUGUUUUAGGUUAUUUUGAUUCUUGUGGAUUUGAACCUCCUCUCGUAAUCGUACUGUGCUCAAGUUUUGAGGCAGUGAAACACAAGGUUUAGGUGAGAAUUGUGUUCAGUAUAAGCUGAGACUAAUGCAGCUGAUGUUAGAGUGAGAAUUGCAUCGGUAUCAAAUCGCAUGUGGUCUUGUAGCCGAAAGCUGAGCACUGGAUUGCAACAUGUUAUGGCUCUUUCAGCCACUUCGAGAUGUACAAAAGUCCUUUGAGAUUUCGAAAACGCAUCCUUCGAAAUAUGAACUCAAAAAAUAUCCUUCUUAGCUGUUCUCAUA
Physcomitrium patens is the source of this 2046-nucleotide messenger RNA. Its product is annotated as zinc finger CCCH domain-containing protein 40. Gene Ontology annotation, molecular function: metal ion binding; pre-mRNA binding; U6 snRNA binding. Gene Ontology annotation, cellular component: U2-type catalytic step 1 spliceosome; U2-type catalytic step 2 spliceosome; Prp19 complex. Lineage: Eukaryota; Viridiplantae; Streptophyta; Bryopsida; Funariales; Funariaceae. The record is from RefSeq and is a predicted model, not a curated record.